UCCAUCCCUGCAUCUUCGCCACUCCCUUCCCCGCUCCCCCAAAUUUCUCAUCUAGGGCACACUGGGCCUAGGGCAUAAGGUCGGAAAACAGACAGCUCCGAGUUCAACAGAAUGGAUUUGUUACCCACGGAGACACAGUCUCUCAGCCGGCGUCAGGGUUUUCGGUCCCUGAAACUGGUGAAUAUAUCCAUGGACGAUCUACUGCCCGAGGUGCCGGUUGGCGUAGACUACGGCGUCCUUGAGAACGGCUUAACUUACUACGUCCGAUGCAAUCCCAAACCGCGAAUGCGGGCAGCACUUGCACUCGCCGUUAAGGUCGGCUCAGUUUUGGAAGAAGAGCGUGGGGUUGCUCACAUUGUUGAACACCUUGCUUUUAGUGCCACAAAGAAAUAUUCAAACCAUGAUAUUGUUAAGUUUCUUGAAAGCAUUGGAGCUGAGUUUGGUGCUUGUCAGAAUGCUUUAACUUCUUCAGAUGAGACAAUUUAUGAAUUGCUUGUUCCAGUAGACAAACCUGACUUAUUAUCUCAGGCAAUAUCUAUUCUUGCUGAAUUCAGCUCCGAGGUUCGGUUUUCAGCAAAGGAUCUAGAAAAAGAGCGCGGGGCUGUUCUAGAAGAGUAUCGGAGUGGUCGUAAUGCUUCUGGUCGGAUGCAAGAUGCUCACUGGACUCUAAUGUUUGAAGGAUCAAAGUAUGCGGAACGUUUACCAAUUGGAUUAGAAAAAGUAAUACGAACAGUUACUCCUCAAACAGUCAAAAAGUUUUAUGAUAAAUGGUAUCAUCUGCACAACAUGGCUGUUGUUGCUGUAGGUGAUUUUCCUGAUGCACAGAGUGUAAUUGAAUUAAUAAAGACUCAUUUCGGGCAAAAGACUUCAAUUUCUCACCCCCCUCCAAUUAUACCAGAAUUUCUUGUGCCAUCACACAACGAACCACGGUUCUCAUGCUUUGUUGAAUCUGAAGCUGCCGGAUCUGCAGUUAUGAUCAGCUGCAAGAUUCCUUUGGAUGAGAUGAAAACCGUGAAAAAUUAUCGGAAUUCACUGGCAGAAGCAAUGUUUCAUUGUGCUUUAAACCAGAGGUUCUUCAAGAUAUCCCGUUGCAAAGAUCCACCACACUUCUCGUGCUCUUCAGCAGCUGAUGUUUUAGUUCGUCCUGUUAAGGCUUAUAUAAUGUCCUCAAGUUGCAGAGAAGGAGGGACGGUUGAGGCACUUGAAUCGAUGUUGAUGGAGGUUGCGCGGCUUCGGGUUCAUGGGUUUUCAGAUCGUGAGAUAUCUAUUGUGCGGGCACUGAUGAUGUCAGAGAUAGAAUCUGCCUUCCUCGAACGUGAUCAAAUGCAAUCAACAGUGUUGCGUGAUGAAUAUCUUCAACACUUCUUCCGUGAAGAGCCUGUUCUUGGAAUUGAGUAUGAAGCACAAUUGCAAAAAACGAUCUUGCCAUAUAUUUCUUCUGAGGAGGUAUCAAAAUUUGCUAUGAACUUCAGUGCAACAAGCAGUUGUGUUGUGAAGAUAGUUGAGCAUCAAGCACGUGCAACAAUAGAAAACUUGAAGGCUGUUGUAUCAAAAGUUAAAGCCUUGGAGGAUGAGAAGAGAAUUCCUCCUUGGGAAGAUGAGCACGUCCCUGAAGAAAUUGUUCUUGAGAAGCCAAGUCCGGGGAGAAUUAUAGAGAAGUCAGCUUUCCCUGACAUUGGUGCCACUGAGUUGCUAUUAUCAAAUGGUAUGAGGGUUUGCUACAAGUACACUGAUUUUCUUGACGAUCAGAUACUUUUUACUGGCUUUGCAUAUGGUGGGUUAUCUGAACUCCGUGAAGAUGAAUAUAUUUCCUGCUCAAUGGGAUCAACUAUUUCAGGAGAAAUUGGUGUAUUUGGUUACAAACCUUCUGUACUUAUGGAUAUGCUUGCCGGUAAAAGAGCUGAAAUCAGUACAAAAGUUGGGGCAUACAUGAGGACCUUUUCUGGUGAUUGUUCGCCUUCUGAUCUUGAAACUGCUUUGCAGCUUGUCUACCAACUCUUUUCUACUAACGUUGAACCAAGGGGUGAAGAAGUUAAAAUAGUAAUGCAAAUGGCGGAGGAGGCAAUUCGAGCUCAAGAAAGAGACCCGUACACUGCAUAUGCAAACCGUGUCCGGGAGUUAAACUAUGGGAACUCAUAUUUCUUUAGACCUAUUCGAAUUGGUGACCUCAAAAGAGUGAAUCCCAUAAAAGCAUGUGAAUAUUUCAACGAUUGUUUCAAGGACCCCUCUACAUUUACUGUUGUCAUAGUUGGGAAAAUUGAUGCUGAUUCAUCUCUUCCGCUAGUUUUACAGUACUUGGGUGGAAUUCCAAGGCCAUAUGAACCUGUUUUACAAUUCAAUCGUGACGAUUUAAAAGGCUUGCCAUUUAAGUUUCCAGAAACCAUUGUUAGAGAAGUUGUUCGCAGUCCUAUGGUUGAAGCUCAGUGCUCUGUCCAGCUAACUUUUCCAGUAGUUCUAAAGAGUGCAUCCAUGUUGGAAGAGAUUCACUUUAUCGGGUUUUUAAGUAAAUUACUAGAAACGAAAAUAAUGCAAGUUCUUCGCUUCAAACAUGGCCAGGUAUACUCUGUGGGCGUCUCUGUCUUCCUUGGUGGUAAUAAGCCUUCAAGAAUUGGAGAUGUGCGUGGUGAUAUAAGCGUUAGCUUUUCAUGUGAUCCGGAUAUUUCCUCAAAGCUGGUUGACCUUGCCCUGGAAGAGAUAUCUUACCUUCAGGAGCAAGGGCCAGUUGUUGAAGAUGUCUCAACCAUCCUUGAAAUAGAGCAGCGAGCUCAUGAAAAUGGUUUGCAGGAAAAUUACUAUUGGUUGGAUAGAAUUUUGCGUAGCUACCAAUCACGGGCUUAUUUUGGCGACCUCAAUGUCUCAUUCGAGAUUCAGGAAGAAGGCCGAACCAAAGUUAGAAAAUGUUUGACUCCAUCAUCGAUGCUCUUGGCUCUACGAAGAUUAUUGCCUUUUCCAUGCAAAAAUCAGUAUACUUUAGUGAUUCUUAUGCCGCAGACAUCUCGCAUGAAACUGCUAAAAUCAUCAUUUUUAUUCAGCUCCGAUGGAUUUAGCAGGGAUGCGAAGAUUUUGGCUUCUGCAGCUGGUGGCAUGAUAAUACUCAUUAGUCUUUGGAGAUAUUGUAGAAGUUCUUGGAAAUCUUAGGAUAUGAUUUUUAUUUUAAUUUUACUUAUUUUUCUUUUUAUGAAUUUGACAUUUAUGCUGUAAGGAAGGUUAUAAGUGAAAAACAAAAUUUUGGAACUGCAAAAAGAGCCUAUUAAUUGCUGGAAGUUUCAUCAUGAAGGCCAUGAAAUCACCUCAACGUGUCAGAGCCUCUCAUAUUAGAUUGAAAAUUAAUUGAUUGCCAUGUAUUGUAUCAUGUAUCGAUGUAUGUGACCACUUUGGUUUAUUAAAUUUUCUAUUUUUAUUUUGAGCUUAA
Phalaenopsis equestris is the source of this 3412-nucleotide messenger RNA. Its product is annotated as zinc protease PQQL-like. The transcript has 21 exons. The coding region runs from base 112 to 3138 and encodes 1008 amino acids. The record is from RefSeq and is a predicted model, not a curated record. Lineage: Eukaryota; Viridiplantae; Streptophyta; Magnoliopsida; Asparagales; Orchidaceae. Gene Ontology annotation, molecular function: metal ion binding.